Molecule: messenger RNA, 1209 nt
Organism: Salarias fasciatus (jewelled blenny)
Lineage: Eukaryota; Metazoa; Chordata; Actinopteri; Blenniiformes; Blenniidae
Product: charged multivesicular body protein 6-like
Exons: 8
Coding region: 165-794 (209 amino acids)
Biological process (GO): late endosome to vacuole transport via multivesicular body sorting pathway; vesicle budding from membrane
Cellular component (GO): multivesicular body; ESCRT III complex
Source: RefSeq, a predicted model, not a curated record
CCGCCUGGCUUGCCGUAGGAAACGCGGAAGUGUGUUGACACGAUGAUGUAGCCGCUUAGCCUGCUAGCCGUCAGAGGCUGUUUGUUAUUAUAACAAAAAUGUUCAGUAAAUAGUAAGACAUCGCAUGUUGACGGGGAGGGACGUGGCGGGGAUGUGGCUAAAUAAUGGGAAACGUCUUUGGGAGAAAGAGUCGCCCUUCUCGAGUCACGGAGCAAGAUAAAGCGGUUUUGCAAUUGAAGCAACAAAGGGACAAGCUGAAGCAGUACCAGAAGAGAAUCACUGUGCAGCUGGAGAAGGAGAGGCUUCUGGCAAAGCAGCUCCUCAAAGAUGGCAAAAAGCAGAAAGCACUGUUGCUCCUUAAGAAAAAACGAUAUCAGGAUCAGCUUCUAGACAAGACUGAAAAUCAAAUCUCAAACCUGGAGCGCAUGGUUCAGGACAUUGAGUUCAUGCAAAUAGAGAUGAAAGUCAUCGAGGGGCUCAAGGUUGGCAACGAUUGCCUGAAAAGUAUGCAUGAGAUCAUGUCCAUAGAAGAUGUGGAGAGAAUCCUGGAUGAGACCCAAGAGGCGAUCGAAUAUCAAAGGCAAAUUGAUGAAAUGUUGGCUGGAUCCCUGACGCAGGAGGAUGAGGACGCCGUGUUAGCCGAGCUGGAAGCUAUCACUCAGGGAGAAGAUGUAGCACUUCCAGAGGUCCCCACUGAGCCCGUUCCAGAGGUCCCAGAAGCAGCUCAAGCUGAACCAGGUACAGAGAGGAGAGCGGCGAAAAACAAGCCAGACAGAGAGAUGCUGGCAGCAUGACGCACCGAUUCUGUGGCUCUAAAUCCAGUGUUGAGCUCCGGGUAAAUAGAGUAGGGUCUCUUUGUUCCGAUUUUUGAUAUGAGCGUGUGGAACCUGCACACAUCAGUGCUGCUCAACACGUUUCACACGAUCGGCACUGUCUGUACUCCGGUUCGUUGUUCCCCUGAAGUAAGUACAUGAAGUGAAAUGUUCUGUUACUCUGUGUCUUUUCUGAGUUAGUCGAGCAGUGUUACGUUGUUGCUGUGCCGAGGCAUACCAGAGGAAGAUAAUGGAUUUUUAGAUGUUUUACCAUUAAUUUAAGCUGUUUUGCAUAUUAAAUGGAGCUGUGGGAACAGUGUGCUUCCAUGGCUUUUAUUUCACAAGCUCAUUUAUCUUUUCCUUCUUUUUUUUAGUAACAAUAAAAUGAAAAACAUGU